UGGGAAUAGGGUGUUCGGUCCUCUGGGUGGUGGAGCCGGGGACUUUACAGGAGGUGGUUCUGAGACGAGUCCGUGCAUGAUCAAGUCGGAGGACCAGGUUCAGAGGGCUGGCUUUCGCGAUCCAGGGCCUGCCUAUGUUGGCCCUUUCUGUUUUAAUAACGGACUAAUGCUGGGCGAAAAGGACUUGUUAUCUUGGUUGUUGGCGCAGAGGAAAGCCCCUGGGCCUCAGGAAUCACCCAAACUGGAGUUCUAAUCCUGUUCGCUCUGGGUGACCUUGGAAAAACACAACCUAUUUUGAAGUGAGAAGCUGUCCACUGUGUGUCCUGUGCAGGAUCACUAAUGGUUACCUAGCAUUUCUGCUACACAGGCAGGUCCUCAGGGUUUGUGCCAGCUUGCAAACAUGUUCACUGUGUCUCAGACCUCAAGAGCAUGGUUCAUCGAUAGAGCCCGGCAGGCACGAGAAGAAAGGCUGGUGCAGAAGGAGCGGGAGCGUGCGGCUGUGGCGAUUCAGGCCCACUUCCGCAGUUUCCUCCGUCGGAGUCAACUGCAGAAAGACAUCAGGAAAGAGAUUGAUGAAUUCUUUAAAGCUGAUGACUCUGGAUCCAGUAAGAGAAGUGCACUUUGUAUUUUUAAGAUUGCCAGGAAACUGCUGUUCAUAUUCAAAAUUAAAGAGGAUAAUGAGAGAUUCGAGAAGUUGUGUCGCUGCAUCCUGAGCAGCAUGGAUGCUGAGAGCGAGCCCAAGGUAUGGUAUGUGUCUCUGGCUCUUUCCAAGGAUCUCACUCUCCUGUGGAUUAAACAGAUCAAGGACAUUCUGUGGUAUUGCUGUGAAUUUCUUGAGCAGCUCAAGCCUGAAAUCUUGCAAGACUCCAAACUCAUCACGCUGUACCUCACGAUGCUUGUCACCUUCACAGACACAUCAACAUGGAAAAUUCUCUGGGGAAAAGGUGAGAGCCUUCGACCAGCCAUGAACCACAUUUGUGCAAAUAUAAUGGGACAUCUCAACCAGCAUGGCUUUUAUUCUGUGCUGCAGGUAUUGUUAACCCGAGGCCUAGCCAGAUCCAGGCCUUGUCUGUCCAAAUCCACCUUAACAGCAGCCUUUUCUCUAGCACUGCGCCCUGUGAUUGCUGCACAAUUUUCAGACAAUCUGAUUCGGCCCUUCCUCAUUCACAUCGUGUCUGUGCCUGCUCUUGUGACUCAUCUCAGCACAGUGACCCCUGAGCGUCUCACUGUUUUAGAAUCUCAUGACAUGCUCCGUAAAUUCAUCGUAUUUUUAAGAGAUGAAGGUCGAUGCCGUGACAUAUGUGAAAGUUUAGAAGGAUGCCAUACGCUUUGCCUAAUGGGCAACCUCCUACAUUUGGGCUCCCUCAGCCCCAAAGUGUUAGAGGAGGAAACUGAUGGGUUUGUGAGUCUACUCACCCAGAUGCUGUGCUACUGUCAGAAGUAUGUGUCCCAGAAGAAAUCCAACCUGACUCACUGGCACCCUGUCCUCGGCUGGUUCUCCCAGUCUGUGGAUUAUGGUCUCAACGAGUCCAUGUAUUUGAUCACCAAACAGCUGCAGUUCCUGUGGGGAGUGCCUCUUAUCCGCAUCUUCUUCAGUGACAUCCUCAGCAAGAAACUGCUGGAGCACCCCGAGCCAGCCCCCACACAGCCAGCAUCCCCACAGAAUGUGCUCCCAGUGAAGAGUCUCCUCAAGCGUGCAUUUCAGAAAUCUGCAUCGGUUCGGAAUAUCCUCAGGCCUGUCGGGGGUAAACGUGUGGAUUCUGUGGAGGUACAGAAGGUUUGCAACAUCUGUGUCCUCUACCAGACCUCGCUGACAACUCUAACCCAGAUCCGCCUGCAGAUCCUCACAGGUCUCACUUACCUUGAUGACCUGCUGCCCAAACUGUGGGCAUUUAUCUGUGAGCUGGGGCCCCACGGAGGGUUAAAGCUCUUCUUGGAAUGCCUGAACAACAACACUGAAGAGUCCAAGCAGCUCUUGGCCAUGCUGAUGCUGUUCUGUGACUGUUCCCGACACCUUGUCACGAUCCUUGAUGACAUUGAAGUUUAUGAAGAACAAAUUUCAUUCAAACUGGAAGAGCUGGUUACCAUCUCCUCUUUUCUGAAUUCCUUCGUGUUUAAGAUGAUCUGGGAUGGAAUCGUAGAAAACGCCAAGGGUGAGACCUUGGAGCUGUUCCAAUCUGUACACGGGUGGCUGAUGGUGCUCUAUGAGCGGGACUGCCGGCGGCGCUUCGCCCCUGAGGACCACUGGCUGCGAAAGGAUCUCAAGCCUAGUGUGCUGUUCCAGGAACUUGAGAAGGACCGAAAACGGGCACAGCUGAUCCUGCAGUACAUUCCUCAUGUCAUUCCUCACAAAAAUAGAGUUCUUCUGUUCCGAAACAUGGUUUCCAAGGAGAAGGAGAAGCUGGGGCUUGUGGAAAGCAGCUCUGCCUCCCCUCAUGUCACUCACAUCACUAUUCGACGGUCCCGGAUGUUGGAGGAUGGUUAUGAGCAGCUCCGGCAGCUCUCCCAGCAUGCCAUGAAGGGUGUGAUCCGUGUGAAGUUCGUCAAUGACCUUGGUGUGGACGAGGCUGGGAUUGACCAGGAUGGUGUUUUCAAGGAGUUCUUGGAAGAGAUCAUCAAGAGGGUGUUUGACCCAGCACUCAAUCUGUUCAAGACAACCAGUGGGGAUGAGAGGCUGUACCCCUCACCCACAUCCUACAUUCACGAGAAUUACCUACAGCUUUUUGAGUUUGUGGGGAAGAUGCUGGGGAAGGCUGUGUAUGAGGGGAUUGUGGUAGACGUGCCCUUUGCCUCCUUCUUCCUGAGCCAACUGCUCGGGCACCACCAUAGCAUCUUUUAUAGCUCCGUGGAUGAACUUCCUUCCUUGGACUCAGAGUUCUAUAAAAACCUCACCUCCAUUAAGCGCUACGAUGGGGACAUCGCGGACCUUGGCCUAACGCUGUCUUACGAUGAGGAUGUCAUGGGUCAGCUUGUCUGCCACGAACUGGUUCCUGGAGGGAAGACCAUUCCUGUUACAAAUGAAAAUAAGAUUAGCUACAUCCAUCUGGUGGCACAUUUUCGAAUGCACACUCAGAUCAAAAACCAGACUGCUGCCCUCAUUAGCGGAUUCCGGCCCAUCAUCAAACCCGAGUGGAUCCGAAUGUUCUCUACCCCUGAGCUGCAGCGUCUCAUCUCCGGUGACAACGCUGAGAUUGAUCUAGAAGAUUUGAAGAAGCACACGGUGUACUAUGGUGGCUUUCACGGAAGCCACAGAGUCAUCACCUGGCUCUGGGAUGUCCUGGCGUCUGACUUCACACCCGAUGAGAGAGCCAUGUUCCUGAAGUUUGUGACCAGCUGCUCCAGGCCCCCCCUCCUGGGAUUCGCCUACCUCAAGCCUCCAUUCUCCAUCCGCUGUGUGGAAGUGUCAGAUGAUCAGGACACUGGGGACACCCUGGGCAGUGUCCUCAGGGGAUUCUUCACCAUCCGCAAGCGGGAGCCAGGGGGCCGGCUGCCCACCUCCUCUACCUGCUUCAACCUGCUGAAGCUGCCCAACUAUAGCAAGAAGAGCGUCCUGCGAGAAAAGCUACGCUACGCCAUCAGCAUGAACACGGGCUUCGAGCUUUCCUAGCCUCAUCCCAGGCCUGCCAGCCGGGCUGCUAGAGACCUUCCACUCCUGGGAGUGUGACCAACAUGCUGGGUGACGUGGGCCGCAGAUCCUCUCUGUGGCCAUGAGACCCCUGUGGCCUCAAAAACUUUAUACACACAUGACAGCACUGCACAGCCUCCUCCAGUGACAGCACUGGGAAGUGGGUGCUGGAAAUAAACCUCCGAUUCCACCCACAUUGGUCCUCUCCCUGCCUUCCAGUGGCCUGAGGCACAGACCUGGCAAUUGCUGAGGUACUUCUCUUUGGUAGUGUGGGCUUUCUGUGUGUCUUUCCUCUCUUUCCCCUGAGUGAGCCAUGUAGGCUGAGUCCCUGGAACUGUGAGGGUCUAGAGUGGUUUCCAUGGUGCGGCUCAGAACACACGAAGCCUACUACACACGCGGUCUUCUUCCCGUUCUGAAACUCUACUCAGGUAAGUCCUUGCUAAGCCGCUAUGCAUCUGACAACGCCCCUGCUCCCAUCCUGUCCACAGCACCUCUUUUCAGGUGGCCAAUCUAGCUGCUGCCCAGGAAUGUUCAGGGCACUACCCUCAGGGUGAAGCCAUGCACUCCACACCACAGCCCUCCUUUCUAAGUCUUCAGCAGGCUUCGCUGCCAGGGAACCCUCACUGGCUCCCAUCCUAUGCAUUCUCGAUGGCAUCCUAGUUCAGGAGAAAGGCCCACCAAUUCUGAAGAGCAGCUCCGUUCCUUGCACACACUGGCCUGGCUGUUACCCAGAGCCAGCUCGUUCCACCUUCUUUCUCUGCUCAUUUGCCCCACUUGUUAUCUAAUGAGGAAGCAAACACUUUUAACCUAAGGUACCUACCCAUCUGGGCAGUGACUUCACUGCAUGGAUUGCAAAAUCCCAAGAAUCUUGGGUCCUGUUGUCUGUACUUCCUCAGCACCAGGAGCCCUUAGCCCUGACAGGCUCAGGAGGCUGAGACCCCCUCACGCCUUUGCACUGCUCUGGGUUGGCAUUCCUAUCUCAUCUUUCCUUUAUGUUUCUUACUUGUUUUUCUUUGGCAGUACUGGGAUUUGAACUCAGGGCCUUGCUAGGCAGGUGCUCUACCACUUGAGCCAUGCCUCCAGCCCUUUUUGUUUUGUUUUUUACUUUGCUUCCUUUUCUGUCCUCCUCUUCCCCCUCAUCAUGAGAACUUUCUCCAGGCCAGGGAGUUGAGGCAUAGGCCUGGGACUACAGCCCCACGCUCUUCCACCUCAUAGAACUCCCUGCACUCCACCCAGCCGAAGCCAGGGUAGAGACCAGGAGUGCUUGGCCCUCCUGUGCUCUUCGGUGCCUGUGGGGCUCACAGCUCUCGUCAAAGCCAAGAGACACCUUCCAGCAAGGAGCCUCGCGUUGUCAGGAAAGCAGGCGAGCUCCGGGUCCGCAGAGUCCAUCAGAGGGGGCAGCUAGCCCAGUGUUGGCAGAAGAUUGCUCUGGGCUUCUGAGAACAGUAUGUGGGCUUUACCUUGGAAAGAUGGAGAGCAACAUGAAGACAGGAAGUGGUAACAAGAUUUGUUAGUAACUGCGGCUCUGUGAACUUGUCACUGUCUUUAAUCGCUGCCUCCUUUGAAGGUAUCUGCUGAACUGACCACGUGUGGACAGUUUGUCCAUAGAUGCUGGUGCCCAAUUAACUGUCCAUCUGCACAAAGAAGAUGGAGCCCAUCUUGAUUUUUAUUGCCUGAGAAUCAGAGCCAGCAGGGAGUUGGGGAAGCAGUGGUUUAUUAAAAGCACCAAUAUCAACUUGACCUGUUGGUUUUCUUGACAAGGAAAUUGUAGUUCCAUUUAAGUUGUUCUUUUUAGCAGAUGUAGUACUGCACUGUCUUAGACACUGAGUCUGCACUUUUACAGUUGGUGUUCAUUGACACCCUGAUGGCUCUUGAUGGCUCUAAAACAUUGUCGGAUUUUUUUGUUUUUGUAGAUAACUUAUGCGUUAAGAUGUUAAAGGCUUUAUUAAAUUUGUACUUGAGCACACUGUGGCUGUGUUCUUUUUUUUUUGACGGUACUAGGGUUUAA
Castor canadensis (American beaver) is the source of this 5633-nucleotide messenger RNA. It is a transcript of the gene Ube3b, whose product is annotated as ubiquitin protein ligase E3B. Gene Ontology annotation, biological process: ubiquitin-dependent protein catabolic process; protein polyubiquitination. Lineage: Eukaryota; Metazoa; Chordata; Mammalia; Rodentia; Castoridae. Gene Ontology annotation, molecular function: ubiquitin protein ligase activity. The record is from RefSeq and is a predicted model, not a curated record.